This is a messenger RNA of Symbiodinium sp. CCMP2592, 2724 nucleotides long. Lineage: Eukaryota; Dinophyceae; Suessiales; Symbiodiniaceae. The record is from the annotation of a GenBank genome assembly.
AUGCUUCGAGCGCUUGUCCUGCAUUGGAGCUUGCUACUCGCACCUGCUGUCGGGCAACUCGCAGCAGCGUGGAGUGUGACAUCUGGGAAAUGCACGCUUGAAGCCGAUGGGUGUAUCAGCUCCACGAGCUACCCGAGCUCCUAUCCGGAUGACGAUUCUUGCUCAAUUCACGUGCCUGCCGGGAACACCGAUGCAAUUCAAGUGGUCAGCUUUGACACCGAGAGCUCUGACAAACUGCGGGUCAACGAUGUAGACUACAGUGGCACUUCUGGGCCAAACGGCGUGGUGCCGCAGGGCACGAUUGCUUGGAGUUCCGAUUCCUCCAUCAGCCGCGCCGGUUGGAAAAUCUGCCUGCGAGAGAUGCAGACUCCGAGCAGAUCGCCGAGAAGGACUUCCACAAGGAGCUCCGCCACCUUCGAGUGGUUCUCGUUUUCUGGAGGCGUCUCGGUGCCCCCUGGACGCCGGGACGGCUCCGGGGGCGAGGACUCGUCUGGCCGCUUCUGGAUUUUCGGAGGCCAUAAUGGUGGGAGCUCUUACUUGAACGACCUUUGGUAUUUCCAGCACCAGGUGGACUGCGGCCUGCACUCAGCCGUGCACUGCGCCGUAUGCCCGCGCGACACUGCAAGCGGCGAGUGGCAUGGUGAAAGCUGGUGUGAUGGUGACUGCUCCUGGACCGCCGGGGAAUGCAAGGCCACAACUACAACGGUUGAAGGGCCAGGGGCCUAUCUGCUCGAAGGCCACUGCAAUUCCGACAUCAACGGGCGCUAUGACCUGUGGGGCCACACUGCCAGCGGAAGGCCAUUCUACAAGCAGUCGGGCGAGCAGCUGUACCUCUACUACGAUCCCGAUUGCGAUGGCAAUCCGGCCACCACAAGCAGUCACGAGGGCGCUGUGUGGAACAUUGGUAGUUCUCGUCCUUCCACGUGGAGGGAGCAGGAUUUAGACAAUGAUGGAGCCUGCGUUGGUUCGGCGUGGGUCGAGAUCAACACAGAGCUCCCACCACCGAGUGCUACGUGGCAAACAUAUUGCGCCGGCUGGUCGUGGGGCGACAACCAGUGGUCUGACGACACGCUCACACUUUCACCGGUCGGAUCAGGCGGACCUUGGAAGGAAAAAUCGGUGACUAGUGGGCCGUCGAGCCGCGAGAAGCAGUCCUCGGCAAUGGACAGCUCAGACCGCUUUUGGAUCUUUGGAGGCUGGGAUGGAAGCAACUACCUCAAUGACCUGUGGUAUUUCGACAUCCAGGCUGACGUAUGGAGAUCACCAGAGAUCUCCGGGUCCCGACCAUCCGCACGAAGGAGCCACGCCUCCGCCGUGUCCUCCUCCGGGCGGUUCUGGGUCUUUGGAGGUCGAGGUGGGGAUUCGAACUUGCUGAAUGACCUGUGGCACUUUGAGCUGGAGGCGGGCUGGACUCAGAUUGAUUCGGCCUCUGGGCCGUCCGCUCGAGCCAACCACGCUGCUGCCGUAGAUGCCUCUGGCCGCUUCUGGAUCUUUGGAGGCAACUCAGACGGCCGUGUCGGAGACCUCUGGUCUUUCGAUCCCGAGGAGAGGAAGUGGACCUUGGCGAGUUCGAGUUCCUCUGGGCCUUCUGCGCGCGCGGAACACUCGUGCUUCCUGGAUGCACUCGGCCAUUUGUGGGUUUUCGGUGGCCACGACGGGAGCAAGCUGCUUGAUGACUUGUGGUACUGGGAUUUACAGGCUUCCGAUUGGGUUCAAGUCCAAGCAGUCACGGACGGCGGUCCAGAUGCUCGCGCAGACUCUGCUUCUAGUAUGAGCCCUUUCGGCGGCUGGAUCUUUGGAGGAAGCAGAGAUGUCAACGGAUAUUGGAGCGACCUGUAUUACUUGGGGGUCAAGGGGCACGUGCUGCAGAGUACGACUGCGACUGAGGUGUCGUCCACGACCACGACCUGGACUUCCACCAGCCAGACGUGGAGCACAACCUUCACAUCCACGAUCUCCACGAUCAUCACAUCCACGGUCUCCACGAUCACGACUUCCAGGCCCAAGUGGCAGGUGGUUGAGAAGAGCCCCGUGGAGAUAGGACCCGCCGCGUCCGUGCAGCAGCAGGAGGCUGCAGCAGCUGUGCAGAUGGAGGAUAGGAGACAGCAGAAUGCUGUGGCCAGUGCUUUGCAAGAGCUGGAUUUGGAAACGCUUGAGGAAGUCGGCGGCUUCACGGUUGAUGAAGAAGGCAGCGUGACGGUCGCCGCGAUCUCCCCGCGGGCGAAUGCCUCGUCCUUCCGCUUCCGUGCUGCGUCACGCGGCCAAGAUUUUACGCCUGAUGUGGAGAUUCCGGUUUCGCUGGUCGCCGACGUCUCCACUGAGCCGCUGAUGCUCGCCGUGAACGUGAUGAACCAAGGCGGUGCUGAGAAGCUCCAGAUGGCCGACAAGCAGCCACCAAGCACUCGGCCGUUGGUCUUGUCCAUGUUCAAUGCGGAGGGGAUUCCACUGGUGGCCGCUUCACUUCCAGAGCCGGUGCUGCUGACACUCGCUCCGGAUGCAUCCGACGACACAACCUGUGUUUUCUGGAAUGAGACCGUGCAGCGGUGGUCUGCUGAAGGUGUUACCCGCGUACAGGGCAGAGGUCGGGAGCUUGUUUGUGAAACGACGCACCUCUCCAUUUUUGCUGGCAUCGAGGGGUUCCUGACCCAAGUGGUUCCGGCGGUCGCGCUGGCUGAACAUUGCCUUUGGCAGUUCCUUCAGAGUGUACAGUACCCCGAACUCUAG